Vigna radiata var. radiata (mung bean) is the source of this 1958-nucleotide messenger RNA. Its product is annotated as protein ROOT PRIMORDIUM DEFECTIVE 1. NCBI's taxonomy places the organism in Eukaryota, Viridiplantae, Streptophyta, Magnoliopsida, Fabales, Fabaceae. Bases 220 to 1410 code for a protein of 396 amino acids. The record is from RefSeq and is a predicted model, not a curated record. The transcript is spliced from 2 exons. Gene Ontology annotation, molecular function: RNA binding.
GCAUGUGUCUGGACAUUACGGCACCAUACGCGAAUAUAUUUUGUAUUAAUGGCAUUUAUUUUCUGUGGGAAACAUAAACACAGUAGCUUCAACAUGCAUCCCUGAAUCAUUUACAAUAGAAUAAAAAGGUGAUAUUCAGAUAUUAACUUUUCAACAACAUUCCCCAAAUCGAAAAGAAGGCAUAUUGAGAGAUGAAUGAAAUGGUAAUUUGAUUCUUGUAUGUAUAAGUUUUAUUGUAUUCGAUUUGUUGUUGGUGAGUGUUCGAUGUUGAGAAUAGGAAAGUUGAAUGAUGUGGAGGCGAGAGUGUGUUUGAUAGAGCAAUGGUUUUUCCUCCGAAGAUUGUCUCUGUGGUCGAUGAAGAAGGAAGCAGAGUUAGAAUCGGCACUCUCACGCAAUCGACGAUGGGUAGUGAACAACCAGAUAAAGAACAUCAUCCUCCGCUACCCCAACAACGAAAUCCCCAUCGAAACCCUUCAGAAGAAGUUCAAAACCCUCGAUCUGCAGGGCAAAGCCCUCAACUGGCUCUCUAAGUACCCAUGCUGCUUCCAAAUCCACGAUAACCGCUGCCGCCUCACCAAACGCAUGAUGAACCUUGUCGCACAGGAACACUCCCUCAUCGACUCCCUCCAAUCCCUCUUCGCUCGCCGCUUGGCCAAACUUCUCAUGCUAACCCCCCGCAACAGACUCACCGUCCUCAAAAUCAACGAAUUCAAACGCGCGUUCGGCUUCCCCGACGAUUACGUAAUCAGGAUCCUUCCCAGCUACCCUAAUUUGUUCCGUAUCGUCAACGAGAGCGGCAGGAGGAGCUCCAUGGCCAUUGAGUUGCUGCAUUGGGACGCUGACCUCGCAGUCUCCGCCGUUGAAUCCUCCGCUGCGAAACACGGUUUGGUGGAGGGAUCCAAGGAGAUGGAGAAGAGGAAUGUUGGUUUGGUGCAUGAGUUGUUGUCUUUGACUCUUUGGAAGAAGGCUUCAAUUGUGAAGUUGGGGCAUUUUAGGAGGGAGUUCCUUUUGCCCGAUAGGUUGAAUGUGUUGUUGCUCAAGCACCCUGGGAUUUUCUAUGUUUCCAAUAAGUAUCAGAUUUACACUGUGCUUCUUAGGGAGGCCUAUGUCGGGUCUCAGCUUGUGGAUAAGGAUCCUUUGGUAGUUAUGAAGGAGAAGUUUGGGGAGUUGAUGCAGGAGGGACUUCAUGAAUACAAUCAGAGGCGUCGCCUCCUCAAUGUGGAAAAGAGGAGGAAGUUAGGGGUUCCAUUGAUUAGUGUAGAUGGUGCAAAGGGUAGAAGGAGAAGUCACGAAGUUGAUGAUGAUGACGAUGGUGACAGUAAAGGUGGAGAUAGUAAGGUGGGAGGGUUAUUUGACCCUGAAGAAAGAAAACGGUUUUAUAGAGUUCUCUUUGACGAUGAUGUUUCUUGAAAUUCUACCUUGGUGUAUAGAUUGUGCGUUUGAUUUGCGUAGUUUACUGCAUGGAUAACAGUUGCAUCCUUCCAAUAGUAGAUUCAGAAUAAAAGAUACUAAAGGCUAACAUUUUCCUAAAAGUACGUUCAACAUAGUUAUUCAAUCAUGCUCUUAGAUAUUCUACCUUCUUUUCCAGUAAAUAAUUGCAUACCACAUUAUCCAAAAUGAACUGUGGGCAGAAUGAUCUACAAACACUUACUCUCUGUAGGUUGUAAGCUGUUUAAGCCGUUAAUGGCCUGUACUACACUUAUCCACCGAAUACAUCAAGUCUUAACCUGAAUUCUUUCUGUACUAGAUUCUCAUUAAAGAAAUGGUAAGCUGCAGUUGCCAUUUUGUCAAUGCUUCUUUCAUUCUCAGUAGGUUCAUUUUUUUCAUGUUUUGGUUCUCCGUUGUCUUGCACUAGUUUUUGUAACCUAGGUGCAACUUGUAUAAUAUAAAACAGUUUGUAUGUCUUGACAUCUAUUUAAAAACAGAGGGGACAAUGAAGAUACUGUUCUGUGUGUGAA